Engraulis encrasicolus (European anchovy) is the source of this 4296-nucleotide messenger RNA. It is a transcript of the gene mtmr3, whose product is annotated as myotubularin related protein 3. Gene Ontology annotation, molecular function: metal ion binding; phosphatidylinositol-3,5-bisphosphate 3-phosphatase activity; protein phosphatase binding. Gene Ontology annotation, biological process: phosphatidylinositol dephosphorylation; regulation of autophagy. The transcript has 22 exons. The record is from RefSeq and is a predicted model, not a curated record. Gene Ontology annotation, cellular component: cytoplasm; membrane. Lineage: Eukaryota; Metazoa; Chordata; Actinopteri; Clupeiformes; Engraulidae. The coding region runs from base 275 to 4180 and encodes 1301 amino acids.
CUGCAAAUGGAUCUGAAUACCUCUGUGUGUCUCCUGUCUACCGUUUAUUCAAGCCUGGAUGCAAGACCACUUCGUCAACCACUAGUCAGUUCUUUUCAAGAGCUUCUUGUAAGAAUUCCAUGUCAUAACCCGGAGUGAGAGACCGCGUUCCAAACAGGAAGUGACAGAAGGAUCUCCUCUGGAGCUCUCGUCCCACCAGCCGUCUAGGGGUGGGACCGCGUGAGAAGAGUCGAGACGAUUGGUUGCAGUAGAACCCUUCAUCCUGGCUGGGCCAAUGGAGGAGGAGGAGGGGCAGGGGAGUCUGGAGUGUAUCCAGGCCAAUCAGAUCUUCCCCAGGAAGCCCCCAGUCCUGGAACAAGAUGACCUGCAGGUGCCCUAUGCGGAGUUGGAUGGGGAGAGUACGCGGUACGUUGGCCUGGCUGAAGACGCCGUCAUCGCCAUGUCCAACUACAGACUGCACAUCAAGUACAGAGAGUCUAUUGUCAACGUUCCUCUGCAGCUGAUAGAGAGUGUGGAGUGUAGAGACAUGUUCCAACUGCACAUCACCUGCAAGGACUGCAAAGUAGUGAGGUGCCAGUUCUCAUCUCUUGAGCAGUGUCAGGAGUGGUCUAAGCGGCUGGUGGUGUGUGUUCGCCCCCCCGCUCGGCUAGAGGAGCUGUUUGCCUUCGCAUACCACGCCUGGUGUAUAGACGUCUACACUGGAGAGAGGGAACACCAUGCACAGCUAUGCAGACCAGGGGAUCACGUGACCAGCCGUUUCCAGAAUGAGGUGGAGCGCAUGGCCUUCGACACGCAGAACGCAUGGAGGGUGUCACACAUCAACAACAAGCACAAGUUGUGUGCCAGCUACCCAGAGCAGCUGCUGGUUCCUGCCUGGAUCACAGACAAGGAGCUGGAGAAGGUGGCGGCCUUCAGGUCCUGGAAGAGGAUACCUGCCGUCGUAUACAGGCACCAGAGUACGGGUGCGGUGAUCGCUCGGUGUGGGCAGCCAGAGGUGAGCUGGUGGGGAUGGAGGAACGCGGACGAUGAGCACCUGGUCCAGUCUAUAGCCAAGGCCUGCGCAGUGGACACACACACUCACACACAGUCUCACACACACUCUCACACAGACAAGCCCAUCGCAACCACCAGCAGCAGUCCCAACUCCCCAGACCUUCCCAAUGGAGCAGACCUCAACGACACAGAUUUUGAGUCGUCUCUGUCUCACAGUGCGGAGGUGGAGACUUUGGCUAUUCAGCCCCAGAAGCUGCUGAUCCUUGAUGCCCGCUCAUAUGCAGCAGCUGUAGCUAACAGAGCUAAAGGGGGAGGCUGCGAAUGCCCAGAGUACUAUCCUAACUGUGAGGUGGUGUUCAUGGGGAUGGCUAAUAUCCACUCCAUCCGCAAGAGCUUCCAGGCACUACGCCUUCUCUGCACACAGAUGCCUGACCCAGCCAAUUGGUUGUCUGCUCUGGAGAGUACUAAGUGGUUGCAGCACUUGUCUCUGCUGCUGAAGGCUGCUGUGUUGGUGGUGAAUGCGGUGGAUCGAGACCAGAGGCCCGCUCUGGUGCACUGCUCAGACGGCUGGGACCGCACGCCACAGAUAGCCGCCCUCGCCAAACUCAUGCUGGACCCCUACUACCGCACUGUGGAGGGUUUCCAGGUGCUGGUGGAGACUGAGUGGCUGGACUUUGGCCACAAGUUUGCGGACCGCUGUGGCCACGGGGAGAACGCAGAGGACCUGAACGAGAGAUGCCCCGUAUACCUGCAGUGGUUAGACGCAGUACACCAACUACACAAGCAGUUCCCCUGCUCAUUCGAAUUCAACGAGGCCUUCCUGGUGAAGCUGGUGCAGCACACCUACUCGUGUCUGUACGGGACGUUCCUGUGUAACAGCGGGCGCGAGCGAGAGGAGAGACACACUCAGGAGAGGACCUGUUCCGUCUGGACCCUGCUGAGACCAGCCAAUAGAGCCUUCCGGAACAUGCUCUACUCCUCACACUCUGAUGCUGUGCUCCGCCCGGUGUGUCAUGUGCGUAACCUGAUGUUGUGGACGGCCGUCUACCUGCCCUGCUCCCUCCCCACCACACCCCCAGACGACUCCUGCGCCCCCUACCCUGAGGACCAGCCCCUUGGCAGGCGUGCUAAGACGCGUUCGUUUGACAACCUGCCUGCGGUGUGUGAGGUGUUCCCCAGCCGUCGUUCCAGUGACCCCAGCCUGAACGACAAGUGGCAGCAGGACCACCCCCACCCCCACCAACACCCCCACCCUCAUCGUGACCCACACCCCCAUCCCCACCCCCAUCGUCGCUCCCUGGAGAUCACCCGCCCACCCGGCCUCGCACCCGAUCACCACCAGGACCAAGAUUCCGAAGAGGGUUCUGGUUCCGAGAGUUCUGAAGGACUCACUGGACCCGGAGUUCUGACCCGGCCCGGAGGUGGAGGUGGUGGAGGUGGUGUUGGUGGGGGGCUGAGAACGGGUCCUGUACGUGAGGGGGCAGAACCGAAGAAAAGAGAGCUGGAGGAUGGAGUGAACAAGGAGGAGGAAGAAGAGGAGGAGGAAGAGGGAGAAGAGGUCACGACACUACAGAAUGUCACCAGGGAUGCGAUGGCACUCCAAAAUGUCACAGACCAAGUCAACGUCACCGCUCGCAGUGCCAGGACCGACACGCCUGCCAAUGCCACCACCACCACCGCUGCUGCCUGUCUUAACGGAGCCACACACCCCACCAGCGCUACUGUCACUACUGUAGGGGACAAGGAUCGGGACACAGUCUGCAAUGACACUGACGCCACAGCAACACACACUAACGAUGCAGCCAAACCGAACGGGGUGUGCACAACACACACGGUCAACGGCUCCCUCUCUCGCCCUGCUGCACCCACUUCCACUCCUCACCACACGGUGGAGCCAGAGAGCCAGGAGCCGAGGGAGUGUGAAGCUCCCUCUGCCCUCAGGACUAUGAGCAGCGGUGGCGUCUCUGCGGUGGAGGGGGCCGAGGCUACCCCCACUACCACACCAGCACCAACCCCCCCACCUCAACAACCCCCCACCCCCCUGGACAAACGCCUCUCGCUGUUGGAGAGCUCCACAGAAACUCUGACGGAGGAGGGGAGUGGGGGAGGGGUUACCAUGGAUACGGUGCCUCGGCCCACCUCCCUGGACCCUCCCUCUCUGCCCCCCACCCCCCCACACACACACACAAUCACCGACAUGCUGGAAUCCGCCAGUAGCACACACGUGCACACACAGACGCACACACACCCCUCCCAGAGUGCCUUGGCCAGCGGGCCGCUGGGCGGUCCUAACCCCCUGACCAAUGGGGAGGCUUGGAAGGCGGAGCUAGACGAUGCUGACCACACCCCUUCUCCUCUCAGCCGUCAGCUGUCUGCGGCCAGCUCCCAGACUCUCACACACACACAGACACACACACUGCAGCACAGCCCCACCAACACACACACACACACCCAAACACAAGCACAGAUACACACACAGACACACACACACCUCCCACAGCAUCGCUGCUGUCCGCACGGGCCCCUGGCGCUCGGGUACCGGCCCUCGGCAACCAUCACCACGGCGACCAGCGUAACCAUGGCAGCAGCGGCGGCGGAACAUCGCAGUCACCUGGAUGAGGACGGGCUGCCGCUACACACAGACGCCGUGCAGGUGCGUAUGCGCCAGAUGGAGGCUCAGCACCAGUUGGAAGUGGACGCUCUGAAGCAGCAACUACAGCAGCUGUGGAGCCGGCUACACCAGCAGCAGACAGCAGGGGGCGCCACCAAGAUCAACGGAGACAUGGGGGACGACCUGACGUCCAUGUCAGACUCGGACCUCAACAUGGAUGCCAACUGCCUGUCACGCUGCAGCACCGAGCUCUUCUCUGAGGCCAGCUGGGAACAGGUGGACAAGCAGGACACCGAGGUGACAAGGUGGUAUCCCGACCACCUGGCUGCCCACUGCUACGGCUGCCAGAGCAAGUUCUGGUUGGCCACAAGGAAACACCACUGCAGGAACUGUGGUAAUGUCUUCUGUGGCAGUUGUUGUGACCAGAAGAUCCCGGUGCCCAGUCAGCAGCUGUUUGAGCCCAGCAGAGUCUGCAGGAGCUGUUACACCAGCCUACAGGCAGCCGCCACCGCAGCCAACAACACACACACACCCGACACACACACACCCAACACACACACCUCACAGCACCCCUAAUGUGUUAUACCAGCCUACAGGCAGCGGCCACCGCAGCCAACAACACACACACACCCGACACACACACACCCGACACACACACCUCACAGCACCCCUAAUGUGCUACACCAGCCUGC